Molecule: messenger RNA, 183 nt
Organism: Penicillium manginii
Lineage: Eukaryota; Fungi; Ascomycota; Eurotiomycetes; Eurotiales; Aspergillaceae
Exons: 1
Coding region: 1-183 (60 amino acids)
Source: RefSeq, a predicted model, not a curated record
AUGCACUUCACCGUCCUCACCCUGCUAGCAGCUGGAGCAAGCGCAUCAUUCGUGCAGUCCUUCGUGCCAGAAGUCGCACACGCCUACGGCCUCGAAGAGCCAGGCCAAUGGCACCAAAUCGACAACAACAACCUCAACCAACACCAAGCAACCCCCGGCCUACGGCAACUCCAUCAACUAUGA